Messenger RNA from Cottoperca gobio, 6534 nucleotides. RefSeq names its product ATPase family AAA domain containing 5a (gene atad5a). The record is from RefSeq and is a predicted model, not a curated record. Bases 414 to 5825 code for a protein of 1803 amino acids. The transcript has 22 exons. Gene Ontology annotation, molecular function: DNA clamp unloader activity; ATP binding; DNA binding. Gene Ontology annotation, cellular component: nucleus. NCBI's taxonomy places the organism in Eukaryota, Metazoa, Chordata, Actinopteri, Perciformes, Bovichtidae.
GUAUAUUUGGCGCUCUUCAUUCAGUAUGAGUCUGGCGCGUUUUUGAAAGAGCAACAAAUGUCGAGAAGAAACAUGUAUUUUGAAUUCUUACUCGGAACAUUUUGGAAAGUAUCCGAGUAACGUGCUCCACUUUACGUUCAUAUGUCCGCGGCUGACAUGUUGAAAAUGUUUGGACCACUUUUGGGAGCUGUGAGGAGCAAAGUGAGUUUGAUAGUAGCAUCUACCGAAGGCUGUUAGCUUGUUGUUUUACAGUGAAAUUUAUAUGUCUGGUGGCAACACACAGCUGUCCGCCCCACACAAUGAGCUUUGCCUCUAUUGUUCAUUCACGCACUCGGGGAAGUGAGUAAGAAAAGGCAAGAAGACGCAAGAAGACAACAAGUUACAGGUUCAGUUUUUAUCGGUCUCUUCAGAUUAUGGCUGGUGUUGUGGCUAUGGCAUCUGUCAUUGAGGACUUUGACACUCAACCUUGCAAGAAAACUCGCAAAGAAGAUGGCAGUCCUGUUGUCAAGACAAUCACAAACUAUUUCUCUCCAGUGCCCAAGCCUGAGGAGAAACCUUUUUCACCUCCUCGCUCCAACAACAUCAUGGACUAUUUUAGCCGGAAGACUCUGUCCUCUAAAGAGAAGACCAGCUCACCUGAACAGUCGAAAGAGAACUGUCGGACUUCUCAGCUUGCAGAGAAAUACACUAGCCCAGAGGUAGCCGUGAAAAAGCCUUCUCAGAAACGGAGUAGAAAGGCCAGCAAAGCUGCAAGAAGACUUGUGGAGGCUGAAACCAUUAGUUUCACAGAAGAACCGAGCUGCCUGAUUGUAGAGGAACCACAUGAUGGCAGAGACUCAGCAGCAGAAGUAAUCAGCAGCUGUGGUGUUUUUGGCAGUGAUACAGGAGCCUUGAUGACUGUGGGGAAAUCAGACAGGAAUGUCACUAAUACUGUCAGUGUUGAGCAGGCUGAUGAAGAUGAAGAUGGCUCCAAAUGUGGGAAUGCUGUCAAACUUAAUCCAGAACUGAACAGUAUUGAAUUAUCUCCAAUUGUACUUUCAAAAGAUAAAGCAAAACAAGUUAAAACUGUUGCACAGACUUGUAGGAAGGCUAAGCAUUCAGAACCUGAGGAGAAAGAGAGCUCCUUGUGUGAUGUUAGUAUGGAGGUCAAUGUGGAUGAGGCCUCUCUGUUAAAUAACAGCACUGUCACAAUCUCCUUUGAGGAUUUUGUGAGGAAUCAGGGCAAGGGGGAAGAGGACAUUGAAGAUGAACAGGGAGAAGAACAUGAAAGUAAAAUCACAACAGAGGCAGAAGAAAUAGACGCUAAGGAGUUGGACAAGCCUAAAGCUGAAGAAAAUGUUUGUUCAGGGGAGUCUCCUUACCAGGUCUCACCCCGAACUCUCACCAUCCAGGCGGAAGUACAUGUAGUCUCAUCCAAGCAGGAAGCAGCUAAGGCGGGGGGAAAACUAGCUUCUAUCUUCAACAGGAGAAAAGGAGCGAUGAGCCCUGUGGAGGUAGUAUCGUCUCCUCACAUAGAGGCCGGACACCAACUUCCUUCUACCUCUCUGAAUGUCAAGCGUAAAUCUAACGUGGUUCUUCAAGAGGAAGAUCUAGAGCUGGCUGUGCUCGAGAGUGAAUCCAUGCCCAAGUGCAGUGAGGCAGUGAAGAAACAGUUCAUGUCUGCUUUCAAACAGCCCAGUCUGGAUGGGUCCAAAACCAAGCCUGGUAAGAGCCAGGGCAAGCAGAAGCAAGCUGGAGAGAAGGCUUUGGAUGAUGCAGACAAAGUUGUUGAAGAAGAUUCUGUUACUCUACUCUCUGUUGAGCAAGUCCCUGCUGCCUCUCAGGAAAACAACAUAGCUACAAAUAAACCACAAAGAAAAGGCAGAAAGAAAGCUAAAGAAGAAGAAGCUGCUGCGGAAGAAACAGUGGCCACAGUUGUUGAGGUUGAUGAUGAAAGAGAGGAGCCUCCCAUCACCUCAACUCCCUCCAUCCCAGCAGUGAGGAGGUCCAGAAGAGAGGCUGUAGUCAGGCAAACACCCGAGGCCACCCCAACAACCCUUAUCAGAAAAACCAGGAAACGCAACAAGUCGAAGGACGCUGCUGCUGCUCUCCCGAAUGACUGCCCUCCAAAUGUGUCCACUCCAAAGCUGCACAAGUCGAAACAUGGGGUCUUCGUAGCAGAGGUGGUGUGCUCACCCGACACAAAAGAAAGUCCAAUCAGGAUUAGAUUUACCAGAGUCCAUAAAAAGGUUUCCAUGACCAAGGCUGAAAGUGGCAUAAACACUUUUUUGGCUACUAAAACAUCAAAGGACUCCAAAAAAAUUAAGCAGGCAAAGAAGUUGGUGGAGAAAGCCAGAGUGAUUCAGCAAAGUAAAAAAACUGCUGUCAAGGAGAAGGGCACCUUAAGGCGUUCGUCACGAACUGAGGCCUCAGACAAGAGGAGCUACUGUGAAGAUGAGGACUCUGUCAUCUGUCUGGAGGAUGAUCAGACUGCCGCUCCUCAGACAGCAGCAGGGAAGAGGAAAACCCAGAAGCAUUUACGCAGUCUAAAUGAAGUUCUGGGGAAAGCCACAUCUGUUGGUAAAGAGGCCAAGGCUGUCCCAGGCUCCAAGGAGAAGAAGGUGUCUGCCGUGAUUUCCAUCUUUGAUGAGAGCGACUCUGAAAACUCCCAGGAUGGCGAGCAGUUCAGGGCACGCAGAGAGUUCUUGAAGAGUGGCCUGCCGGAGUCCUUUAGGAAACAGAUAGUCAGGACCGCUGCCAACAAGGAGGCUUACUCUCUCUCCUGUUCCUCCUUUCAACCAGUUGUUCACAUGACGCAACAACCAAAAGAUUGCCCUCUUUGGAGUCUACUGUGGCCCGAGUCUUUGCUACUGCGUCAUCUGAAAGAGCUUUGGGGCCAAACAUCCAGCCCACUUCCAUCCGUUAGUGGCUCGCUCUGUGUGAAGACAGAACCAGCCCGCAGAGCCUUUUGUGAACGGGGUUCUGGCUGGAGGCCUGAGAUCUCUGAAAGUGUUCGUCAGCUUCUUAUGGAGGAGGUCAGCACCUCUAACCCUUCCUUCCCUGUCGAGAUGUUCAUCACUCGCUUCCUGAAGAGACGCGCUGACCACCAGCAGCAGUGCACAGCCUCAGAACCCGAGGCUGUAACCAGAGUCACAAGCACCACUCAGCCGGCUGAACCAGUAGGAGGGAAGAGGAAGAGGAUGGAUGAAGCGGUGGAGAUGACAGCGAAAGUGGCUAAGAAGCAACGGGCCGACUGUGCAGAAGAAAACGUUUCUGAGCUUGAGCCAACAAGAAGGGCAGGCCGUAUGAGACGAGCUCAGAGAUCGAGGACAGAGGAGGGGGAAAAUGAGAAAGCAAAGCCUCCAGUGAUAACUGCUCCGACCCCGUCUGAAGAUGACUCUGUGAUCGAGAUUGAAGACUUUCUUUUUGGAGAGAACACUGGAAAAAAAGAUGUGGUGAAGGAGGACGUGUUAUGGACAGACAAAUAUCAGCCCCAGCACUCGAGUGACAUCUUGGGCAACACCGCCUCAGUGAGCAGGCUGCACAGCUGGCUUAAGGAAUGGAAACUCCGUGCAGACCGAGAAGAGAGAAAAAAUCAGAAAGACAACAAGAAACAAGAGGAAUGUGGAAAUGACUCGGACUGGGAAUGCGGGGAGGUGGACUACCAGGAUGGAGAGGACAUGUUGUGUAAUACAAUGCUCAUCACAGGACCCACUGGAGUAGGGAAGACUGCUGCAGUCUAUGCGUGUGCCCAGGAGCUGGGCUUCAAGGUGUUUGAGGUGAAUGCUUCAUCUCAGCGGAGUGGCCGUCUAAUUCUGUCCCAGCUGAAGGAAGCCACUCAGUCACACCAAGUGGACAGUCAGGGGGUCAACGCCCACAAACCCACCUACUUCAACAGUUACGGCACAAGCAGCAGCGCUGGCACUCUCAAGCCCGGAUCCUCACCCAAAAAGUUUAACUCUCCUCGCAGGGUGGUUUCCUCUCCCAGGAAACCUCCCCAGUCCCCAAGAGGGGCUAGAAGAGGAGGCCUGGCUCCCACCUCUUUGGCCAACUUCUUCAAAAGGGGUCGACCCACCACCAAGGAGACACCUGACACGAAGAAAAGUGACCAAGCGGCUGCUUCCAAGAAAGUCAUAAAAGCAAACGAAUGUACCGUCAAGCAUCAAGACCCUGCAGUCAAAUCACCAACAGCUACCACCCCGAAAGAGAAGCACAAUGAAGAACCGAGCAAAAAGACAGCUACCUCACUUAUCCUGUUUGAAGAAGUGGAUGUUAUCUUUGAUGAUGACUCAGGGUUUCUAGCUGCCAUCAAGACAUUUAUGACCACUACAAAGAGGCCAGUCAUCCUCACUACCAGCGAUCCUGCUUUCAGCACCAUGUUUGAUGGCAACUUUGAAGAGAUCCAUUUCAAAACGCCGUCAGUGUUGGAUGUAAGCAGCUUCCUGCGGCUGUUGUGUCUGACAGAGGACGUGAGGACAGACUUAUUGGACAUCAGCUCACUGCUCAGACUCAAUGGAUGCGACAUCAGGCAGAGUUUACUGCAGCUGCAGUUCUGGACUCGCAGCGCAGGAGGCCGCCACGUAACCAGGCCGUUGACGCAAACUGGCAAAAAUGCUGAAUUGAAGCCAGAGACUGAUGAAGAGGAAGCAGGCGUGACUGUCCCAUCCACUAUCCCUCCCUGUGACACCGGCUGCACCGAGAGCAUGCUGGGGCUGCUGAAUGUUGAACCUGAGAGAGACAUUUGGGAGCUGCUCAAGAGUCCGGCAGAGGAGACAUUAUGCUGGGAGCUGCUGACAAACAGCAAGCGACGAGGAGUGGACCUGCUCUAUUCCAACAUGGAGACACUCUUACCUCUCCCACUCACACAGUUGACUACCUCGACAUACAAACCGAAGCAAUCUGUUUCAGCACCACAAGACCAUCCUGUUGAUCCAAAAGAGCUGCCAUCCGAUGGCAGGUUACUGCACACGGCAGAAUCCGUGGAUUUCUCGGACGACAGCAGUCCAGUUAAAAUGUCCAACAGAAUGAGGAAGAACAAGAAGAGUCACUGUCUACCGGACCAGGAUGGACUGCACUCGGACUCGGACUCGGACUCAGAAGAAGGUUUUCUAUGUCUCAGCAAGCCGGAGUGCGCUCCUCUGGUAAAGGAGGAAGUCAAAGAGAGUUUAGUUUCAGAGACGGUGAAGAGGAAGCCACUGACGCCUGAGGAGCGGGUAAAAAGUCUUCCCGUCUCCCAGUGUCUUGACUCAAUAGCUGAGUUUUUAGACAAUAUGUCGCACAUGGACUCCUUGCUUGUUCAUCCGGAAGGAGUUGACAAUCACAGAAAUAUGUCACCGGUCGGUGCAGUGGUGAAAGACGGGAUGACAGAUGAGUCGAGGCUUGAGACUGACCGAGGGAGCUGGGUGAGAGGAGAGCACGUCUCGGAGAUCCCGGCUGCUGUGGAGGCACUGAGCUUCCACAAGUGUCGGGUUUCAUCAGCUGAGGCCUGGAACAAAGCCCAUCAACUGGAAGGGGAGCUGGGAAAGGAGGCUGCAGCAGAAUUCGCCCUCCCUGUGGCCGCUCAUCGUGAGGGUUACAGCUUCUCUCAGGACGGCCCCUGUCAACCACAGCUGGUCCAGCAGAGGAGAGAAGUGAUGGAGAGUCUGAUGUUCAGAGGAGUGUUUGGUACUCUGGGCAACAGAUCAGCAGCUGCUCUGGAUUACUUACCGGCCCUUCGCACCAUCUGCAGGUCAGAGCAGCUUAAGGAGCAAGGCAAAGUUAAACGAAGGUUCCUGCACUACCUAGAUGGGAUCCACCUGGGUCUUGAUAAGAGCACUCUACAGCACCUUGCUGAAGACUUCCCCUGAACCAGUGAGGGAUCAGACGUGUCCUCAUGAUCACAAAGCAGCCUUAAACAAAUACGGUCCUUGCGUUUUGGCUGUUAAAUUGGAAGAAGGAACACAGGUUGUGUUGUGACACGAGGAUGAAUAGUCGGGCAACUGCCUUUUGUCUCUUUAUGAUCCUGACCUCGUCAGAAGUGUGUGUGUGUGCACAAAGGACUGUCUGGUGAGGUUUCUACAUAUUUCUUCUAGAAUGGAAAUGACUGAAUCCAGAAAAUGUAUUCUCAGCUGAAGGGCGCACAGCUAAAUCACCUCAAAAGUUCAGCACGUCUUUAGAAUGCACUAAAGAUUUCUACUUUAUAUGAGUUUUGUAAUAUUAAGCGGUGCUGGAGUGUGUUUUUGUACAGUAGUGUUUUAUACGUUGAAGCCUCAUUUAUCAUUUUCCAUUUUAGAAAAUUGCUUUUGAGGAGCAAGUAUGUAUCAUUAAUGAAUUUUAAGAGAUUAACAUGUAAAAUAGAAUUUGUAAAUGCUGUGUGUAAAUUGUCAUUCUCCACACAAAGUACUGUUGAUGCACUCAGGAUCUUGAUGAAGAUAUAUUUGUCAUCCCUAAAUCACCUUCACAUUCAUCACAGCCUCUCCUUUUUAAAUUGUUUCUUUUCUUAGCCUUAAAUAUGUACACAUUCACAGUGGGUUUUUGUUGUGACCAAAUAAAGGUUUAUAACAACUAAAUAAAUAA